Messenger RNA from Podarcis lilfordi (Lilford's wall lizard), 24863 nucleotides. The record is from the annotation of a GenBank genome assembly. Lineage: Eukaryota; Metazoa; Chordata; Lepidosauria; Squamata; Lacertidae.
AUGAGGUAUAGAGAUUACAGAAGAAUGCUAUCCAGGAGGACUCCCACAGUUUAAAGGUUUACUAUUCAGCAGUCACAGCAGUGAGAAAGUGACAAAAUUCUGCAUUUAGAGGGGAGGGAUUGAAUGCAGAUGUGUUAAAUGGUGGUUAAGAAAGCCCGACAGAGACUCCAUCUCCUCAGAGUAUUGUGAAAGAAUGAUGUCAAUCAACAUUUGAUGAUCUCCUUCUACUGUUCCACAAUAGAAAGUGUCCUUUCAUACUUCAUCACGGUGUGGUACGCUGGUUUGACUUUAACUGAUAGGAAGCGCCUACAGAGGGUGGUGAACACAGCACAAGAUAUUAUGGGCUCUCCCGUGAAUCUGCUGGAUGAAACAGCAGAAGAACGUUGCCUCAGGAGAGUAAGGAAAAUUCUCAGGGAUGAUUCACACCCUGGCCGGCACUUUCUUGAUUACCUGCCCUCAGGCAGAAGAUAUAGAAGCAUGAUUAGUCGCACCAACAGGGUAAGCAACAGCUUCUAUAUGUGGGCUGUUAGGCUGCUGAAUGAAAAGGUAACAACAGGGCAACUGACCUUUGGGUUUGGUGAGUGUGCGUCAGUAAAUGAAGGGAAUUAAGACUAAGAGAACUGUGUGGGGGGUGCUCGUGUAAUCUCACUGUAUACAAGUUGUACAAGUGACAAUAAAGUAUUUCAAUUUCAAUUCCUGCUGCUAAUAGCCCACGUGAAAAAGAUUGCGGGAUUGGAAUCAGUCAUAAACUAUCAUGAACAGAGAAGAGGAAGGGUAUCCCAGUGUGGGGUGUAGCAAGGACUGAGACACACCGGGGCAAGAUGGAGAUGGGGAAGGAGAGGUUGGUGUAGGAAGUACUCGCAGGAUGAUGGAGGAUGGGGGUCAGUGCGCAGAAACCAGAGCAGCAGAAUUGUGAUGGCCUGGGAUUCGGACCUGAUUCUGAACCUGAGGGAUCCCAGCCUGCACAGGAGUCCCCGCCUCCAGAACCAGCUGAGCUGGGGCUGGGGCAUGAGCCUGAAGGGUCCUCACCUGUGCUGGAUCCUCAGGUGCAGGCAUCAGCUGAGUCUGCUCUGGCUCCUGAGGUGAUGGAGGACCCAUUGCCUGCAGGUGCUCCACUCUCAGCCCUGUCAGAGGAAGCUGAGGUUGCCUCUGGGUCUGGUAACCCUCCAGCCUCUCCUGAGCUGCAGAGGCUCAGGGCAGAGAGGCAGAGGGAACUAAGUUCCCGCAGGAGGAGUGCUCGCCUCCAGGCCAGGAGAGGCAAGUCACCAGAGGAUCGGGGCCGCCCUAUGCCUCGGGGCAGAUAAAAGCCGGCCAGCCCCAGUCCCAAGUUGCGGGAGCAACAUUGUUGGUUCCUGCCUGAACCCUGCCCUGCUUUCCUGCCAGAGCUCCUGACCCGCCCUGGCUCCCUGCUUGCAAGCCUGUUCCUGACUUCAUCCAACUCCCUGCCCUGCACCCAGCUUCAGCUACUAUGGACUGCCUCCACGUUGCAUCUUUGACCACGGACCAGACUUGGACCUCGUCUCUCGGGUAACCCAUGGGACCAGCACAAGGAUCCAUAACCAGAGCCAGAGGGGCUCCACGAACAUGGCAGGCUCUAAGGUGUGGGGAGCUUCAUCAUCACAUGCAUCUGGGAUUUCAGAAGCAUGACUUCCAAGUGGAUGGGAUACUUCAUGUUAGAAAUCAAACGCUGGGAAUGAUAGCCCUCACUACAGCUUCUUCUCUCUAAUCUCUACCCAUGUGCAAGGCUACUUGGGACCAGUCGGUCCAUUUCCUUUCACUUUUAAUAACAACAGAGCCUCCCUUAUCCUCGUACUUCAUAUCCUUCUGCUUCAUUUCAGUGCAUAGCAUUUGUCACCAUUUCUUUUUGGAUUAGUGCGAAAAGUAAUAAAACUGCCAACUGGCUGUUUUCCGCACAGACUUCCUGAGGAUAGCAAGAAGCCUGGUUUGUUUAUUGCUUGUGGUGCCAAAAUUUGCUAUGUAGCUGGCCCCUAAAAUAUAUAUUGUUUGCUGAUUAAAUGCUUGGAAAGUUGUUUGGGACAUUGUCUCCCCAAAUCCCAUUGAAAUGAAUGGUGCCUGUUUCAAUCACAAUGAAUAUAACUGGCUCAUUCAAGAAGUUUGUAUAAAAAGUACCACUGCUGCCCAACCAUGAAGGGGGAAGACACACACACACACACACACACACACACACACACAAACACAAAUGCUCAUUUUUGCAAGCAUUGUUUGGUUGGAGAACUGCAUCACAAAAUUUGGAUAUGUGCGAAUUUCAAUGGUUUUGGUUCUCAUGUUGAUUUGGAAAGUGCAGAUUUUAUAGAUCUGGCUUUAAAUCAGGGGUCAGCAAACUUUUUCAGCAGGGGGCCGGUCCACUAUCCCUCAGACCUUGUGGGGGGCCGGACUAUAUUUUGAAAAAAUAAUAAUGAACGAAUUCCUAUGCCCCACAAAUAACCCAGAGAUGCAUUUUAAAUAAAAGGACACAUUCUACUCAUGUAAAAACAUGUGGUUCCCGGACCAUCUGCGGGCUGGAUUUAGAAGGCGAUUGGGCCAGAUCCGGCCCCUGGGCCUUAGUUUGCCUACCCAUGUUUUAAAUGCAAACUGAAUCAAAUUUCUCCCAGUGGUGAUCAUACACAGGGCCCCCAGACGUUUGAUGGUUUAUUGACCCUGCGCCGCCACGGCAAUUGCUUUUUCCGCUGCCACUACCCCGUAUCUCACGGGGACACACGGAGUCCAGUCAGUUGUUAACAUAAACAAAUAAUCAAGUUUAUUUUUAAAUGCAGGAACAAGCUUAUGGUUUCAGUUAAUUUUUCUUGACAGUUUCUUAAUCUUAGUUCCUAACAACUUCAGACUGAUUAUUCCCAACUAUCUAUCUGACUCCACCUAACAAUUCCUCUCACUCUCUCACAAUACAACUCUACCAACCCACACCUAAACCUCCCUCUUCCUUCUUCAACUCCCAAACCUCGACUGACUUUCAAAACCUCCCACUCUAGCUUUUAUUCCCCCCUUGCAUUCUCACUGGCCAAUCACGUCACACCCAUUUUAACGCUUUCCUUAUGACCCAUCCUAGGAGGCAAACGCCAUACUCCCAUUCCCCUACUUGGAAGUGAACAGAUAACCAGUUUAGAUCUCUGAAAGCGGCAAGAUACAUAUCCCAUGAGUUAUCCCAGUCAAAAUCCCGGCGGCUGAAUUUUGAACUAACUGCCUUUUUCAAACUGUCUUCAAGGGCAGCCCCAAAUACCAUACAUUAUGGUCUAAGUGAGAUGUCAACAGAGUGUGGAAUUCAGACAUUCCAUCUACUACACAGAGAAGUGAUUGAGGCUGUCAAAGUUGAUCAGUCAUCUGUCAGUAAUACAAUAACCCCACAAGGCUCUCUGGAUCAGAGGCAUGCCAUGCCAACGUGUGCUCCUUGUCUCUAAUACAUAUUCAUUCCUGUCGUUGUUCAGCCAGGCACGUGUGAAAUUACACUGAAUUUUUUAAAAAAGUCUCUUACAAUGAAGGAGGCUUACAGAAUUUCCUAGGGAUUAGUCCUUCUCUGAGAAUACUAUAUGAAUAAGUUCUUUUGCUCUCAUCCACCCAAAGAUAAACUUUAAAUAAUUGACUUUAUUAAAAAAAAUAAAUAGCCCAAUGGUUUAAUGUUUCUAAGUUUUGCAUUUAAGGGCAAAUUUGCAAUCCCAGGCAAAGAUUUACGACACUGAACAGAGCCUAAUUUCAGUGGCCUUUCUAAAGCUCAAAGAUGUAGGAGUGUUAUGGAAACGUUAAUUAAACAAUAAAAAUUAGAACGUAUGAAAAUGCUACACCUUCCAUAUUACCUUAAAAAAACAACAACUUGACUCUUGACUCUUUGGGAUUUAGCCAAACGUGUAAAAUAUUGAAAAAUAUAUGUUAUAGUCCUUUGGUACCUCAUUACUGAAGAUCUUCUUUUUCCGUUUCCAUUACUGUCUAGUUAUUUUAUUCUCAAAUCGUGUUAUUUUGAAUUACUGUGAUUUCAGGGGGUAUCAUUUUAAAAUUUACAUGAUAAUGUAUGCAUUUUAUUCAGCCAGUCAUUAAAUUUGUAUCCCACAUUUCCUUCAAGGAGCCUAAGGCAGCAUACGUAUGCAGUCUGACUGCCUUUCCCCUCAGUUUAUCCUCACAAUAUCCCUGUGAGGUAGAUCAGACUGAGUGUGGCUGGGCCAGGGUCAACCAGUGAGCUUCACGGCCAAGUGGGAAUUUGAACUCGAGUCUUCCUGCCAACAAAGGUCCGUAUAGUUAAAGCUAUGGUUUUCCCAGUAGUGAUGUAUGGAAGUGAGAGCUGGACCAUAAAGAAGGCUGAUCACCGAAGAAUUGAUGCUUUUGAAUUAUGGUGCUGGAGGAGACUCUUGAGAGUCCCAUGGACUGCAAGAAGAUCAAACCUCUCCAUUCUGAAGGAAAUCAGCCCUGAGUGCUCACUGGAAGGACAGAUCCUGAAGCUGAGACUCCAGUACUUUGGCCACCUCAUGAGAAGAGAAGACUCCUUGGAAAAGACCCUGAUGUUGGGAAAGAUGGAGGGCACAAGGAGACGGGGACGACAGAGGAUGAGAUGGUUGGAUAGUGUUCUUGAAGCUACCAGCAUGAGUUUAAUCAAACUGCGGGAGGCAGUGAAAGACAGGAGUGCCUGGCGUGCUCUGGUCCAUGGGCUCACGAAGAGUCGGACACGACUAAAUGACUAAACAACAACAACUCCCUAGUCUUCAUUUACCAUCACACUAAGAGUUUACACCUUUAUAUUGGUUCUUUGCUGCAGGAGUAAUUUUGACUAAAUUUGGUUACAUAGGGUUCAAACAACUAAUUUCCAAGUUGAGACAAUCUCUUGACAGAGGGGCAUAUACAGUUUUGCAUGUAGAGAUUAUCAGGUAUUUCCCAUUAGAAGGGUCUCAAGCAGCAUAACUGGAUUAAAGAAAUGCCGCUGGUCUUGCUUCUUACAAGAAAGCUGCACAUUUUUGCAUUCUCCUAACACAUAUCUUCAUUCUUUCACAGAUGCAUUACAGCACUUACUUCUCUGAGCUGAAAGAAACUGCUAGAGCUUUUAAUUUGUAUUGCUUUAUGACUGGAGAGUUUUAACUGGAUUAUUUUCUUUGCUGCUGAGUGGUUUUUAAUUUUGUUGCUAUUUUUAUCUUGCUGCUCUUACUAAUUGUGCGUUGUUUAGUAGUAGUAUUUUUUAAAAAUCUAUAAAUUGCUUUAAAAAUACCUUUUGAAAUGGUGGAAUGUGGAAAGUGGGGGCACUGUUCUCCAAUGGUUCCAUACCUAUCAUGUCUGGCGGGUUUAAGAAGGGGGUUACUGGGGUUUGUGGGUGCCAUGUCCUCGGGCAUAUGGAUUAUGUUUUGUUCCCUCUUCUGCUCAACAUCCUGCAUGAAACUUCUGAGAAAGGUUAGCCAGAGAUCUGGAAUGAAAUGUCACCAACAUUCUAAUGAAACACAUCUCUAUCUCUCAUCUUCAUCUAUUUCAUGUGUAGCAUUGAUGUCCUGAAUAGGCAUAUGGCAUUUGUAAUGGGCUGGGUGAGGGCCAAUGAAAUGAAGUUCCUAUUCCCUCUGAAAGAUAUGGCCCUAGCUUCGGUGUCUGGUCAGAUCCAGCUUCAUGGAUGGGUAUCCAUGCGCAUCUCUUAGCCCUAACUUGUCUCACAUGGUUGUGAAGAUAAGAUUGAGUGGGAGGAACCUUGUAUGUUGCCUUGAGCUCCAUGGAGGAAAUAUGGAAUAAAUAAAUGCAAUAAAGAGGUGUACUCCAUGGGCAUGUGAGAAAUGAGGGUGUUAGUUUUUCACAUAAACUACAAAUGUAACAAGUAUGUUUCUGAGCACAAUUUAAAGUGUUGGUGCUGACCUUUAAAGCCCUAAAUGGCCUCAGCCCAGUACACCUGAAGGAGCGUCUCCACCCCCAUCAUUUAGCCCAAACAGUCCAGCUCCAUGGGCCUUCUGACAGUUCCCUCACUUUGAGAAGAGAGGCUACAGGGAACCAGGCAGAGGGCUUUCAUGGUAGUGGCACCUGCCCUGUGGAACGCCCUCCCUUCAGGUGUCAAGGAAAUAAACAGCUAUCUGACUUUUAGAAGACAUCGGAAGGCAGCCCUGUUUAGGGAAGCUUUUAAUGUUUGAUGUUUUAUCGUGUUCUUAAUAUUCUUUUGGGAGCCUCCCAGAGUGGCUGGGGAAACUCAGCCAGAUGGGUGGGGUAUAAAUAAUAAAUUAUUGUAAUAAAUUAUUAUUAUUAUUAUUAUUAUUAUUACUUAGGCAGACGUCAGUCCAGAUUGACCCACUUCUCAUAACUGGAAAUGUGGUUCUCGUAACUGGAGAUGUUUAGAACUUGUGGUCAGGAUGUGGUCUUUUACCUUGACUUAGUGAAUAACUGCAUAGGAAUGUAGACCAAAUAAGGAAAAUAAUAAAUAAGGAUAAAGGGGAGCUGAACUAAGGUUAGUGGGAGAUAUAAACAGAGGCAGGGAUGUUAGCAGGGAAAUUAGGCGGCCGUGAUAGGUUGUAAACCUUGUAGUACCCAGCCAAUAGGGAGACAAGGGAGGGAACCUAUGCUUUGAGUACAGUGGUACCUCAGGUUACAUAUGCUUCAGGUUACAGACUCCGCUAACCCAGAAAUAGUGCUUCAGGUUCAGAACUUCGGGAUGAGAACAGAAAUUGUGCUCCGGUGCAGCGGCAGCAGGAGGCCCAAUUAGCUAAAGUGGUGCUUCAGGUUAAUAACAGUUUCAGGUUAAGAACGGACCUCUGGAAUGAAUUAAGUACUUAACCCGAGGUACCACUGUAUAGGGAAUAUAAGCUCAUGCUUUGCCAAAGCUUGGGUGUGGCAAUCACACAGGGUCCCCGGACGUUUAACGGUCUAUUGAUCCCUGUGCCACCACUGUGCUUGCUUCCCCGCUGCCACCAACCAGUUACUCUCUGGUAAAACAUUGAGUCCAAUCAGUUGUUAAAAGUGAACCAAAAAAAACAAGUUUAUUUUACAAACAUUAACAAGUUUAUGGUUUCUCAGAUAAUAUUCCUGUCAGUAUCUUAACUUUAGUUUCUUUACCGCCCUAUACCUUCCUAAUACCUUCUGACUGAUUAUCUCAACUGUUUGACUGACUCCUCUUAACGAAUUCUCUCACUCUCUCACACCAGACUAGCCCAACCCACAGACUUAUCUUUUCUGUCUCUUCUAACUCCAGACUGUCUUCUCAACAACUCUAACUCUUAACUUUAACUCUAACUCCCUAAAAAACCUCUGUGCUUAAACCUUAUACAGUUAACUCUGUCCCCUGGGUUCCCAUGGGUUAGUCAUUUUACAAUUAGUUAACCCUUUCCCUAUGAAUCCAAUAUGAUGUCACACACAUAGGAGGGCAAACACCACAAUGGGUUUUGCCUACUUUGGACACCUGCUCUUGCAAGAAUGUAUUGUACCAAAUAAACACUUUGCUGCUUCAUCAAUUUUGUUCAGACUGUAUUUUAAGGAGCAGGAUUAAGGGUUUUAGAACCCACUAUUUUUUAUAAUUUUUAUUAAUUUUUCUUUUUUUAUAUUCAUUUAAGAAACCUUAAAACAUCAAUGACUUCCCUUCUUCUCUUUCCAUGCUUCAUUUUAUAUAGCAGAAAUCCCUGCAUAUUUUAUAUAAACUAAACUAUUCAGUAUUCCAUUAUUGCAUCCAUCAAAACUUAUUGACACUUUUGAAUUUAUCUCAAUGCAGCCAACGUUUUUAAGUGUACACAACCCCCCCAUGUAUUCAAUAAACAUUUUCCAAUCUUCUUUAAAUGAAUGUUCUUCUUGUUCUCUUAUUCUCUACGUUAGAUCCGCAAGCUGCGCAUAUUCCAUCAGUUUAAGUUGCCAUUCUUCUUUGGUUGGGUUUUCCAUUUUGGGGCUAACAAAACACGGGCUGCCAUAGUGGCAUACAUAAAUAACCUUUUUUGACACCUGGGAAUUUCCAUCUGAAUUAUCCCCAACGAAAAGGACUCUGUUUUUUGUUUUGUUUUUUGGAAAGGUGCUUUUAAACAUUUUCUUCAUUGAAAAAUAUGUUUAAAAGGACCCAUUUCUUACAGUGGACAAAGCUGAUCUUCUUGAACAUUACCCCCCUCUUCUUUUUGUCCCCCUCUCUUAUCUCUGUCUCUUUGGGUAGUAAGUAUCCGAAACCGUCGGAUAGCUAGGGUUUCUUACCUCUCUGUGCAUCUUAUCUUCGGACCCUGCUUCUCUGCUCACACACGGCUGGCCAUUUCAGUCAGAGGUAAACUGACAGCCGCUGUGCCCACAUACUGCAGCUACCCACCUCAAGAAGAGAAGUGAGAUGGUGCCCAUUUGCUCCUGCCCCUCUCAGUAAAAGACAAAGAGGCACUGUGCCAGUAGUACUGCUGCUGUCUAGGACAGUGUGAGAGAGACUGGGCAAUGUGAUUCUCCCCUGGCUGUAGGAGAGAGGCUAGCCAUUGUGACCUCAUUCUGAUGCUCCCCUGCCCGUAGGAAAGAGGCUAGCCAUUGUGACCUCAUUCUGAUGCUCCCCGGCCUGUAGGAGAGAGGCUAGCCAUUGUGACCUCAUUCUGAUGCUCUCCUCCCUGUAGAGGAGAAACUGGCCAUUGUGAUUCAAUUCUGAUGCCACCUGCUGCUAGAAGAGAAACCGGCCAUUGUGACUUCCAAGGUCACUGUGACCUUCUGUUGAGGCUGCUUUCCAGAAGAGGAGAGCCUGGCUUCUGCGAUCUUGUGCUGGCGUAUUUUGUCCGAAGGAAAGAAACUGGUGAUUGUAACCUAAUGCUGAUUUUCCUACCUAAAAAGCAGAGACUGGGUGUUGUGACCUUUCGCUGAUGCGCCCUGCCUGGAAGGGAAAGGCCUUGACAUUAUGUCUUCGCACGAAUGCACCUUACAUACUUGCAUGGCUGUACGGAUUUUGCCCACCUGAAAAAGAGAGAAACUGACCAACAUGCCCUCCCACGAUGGCUGUUGGUCCACAUUCUCAAUUGGGUAUGCAGCAGGUCUCUGACAGAGGGCCCAGCUCAGUCAAAUUGGUCUCUGCUGUGACAUAAUUAUUAUAAAAGUGCUUGCUGAAUAAGGCUUCUUAAGACUUAGAAUCUCCUCUCCUGCCUGUAAAACAGCAUUUUUUGUUGGCUGAUGUGUAAAUGGAAAGUGUCACUUCACUAUUGCAAAUGUGCUCUUUAUGUUUCCAUGACUUUCUCAAUGACAAAAAUGAUCUUCCAAAUAAUAAUAAUGUUGUCCACAAUGUCAGUAAAAGCUGAAUUUGCAAUCCUCUUAUGCCUAACUUUGGGUAUGAUGAGAUCAGACAGCCAUUUGCCAACCGUUGUCACCCUAAAGCUCUUUUAAAAUAAACUUCAAAGAGGAGGUGUUGGUUCUGAGAAAGCAAAUCACAGAGGUGGAUGAUGCAUAGCUAAUUUUUCCCCUGCUGCUGUUUCAAGUACAACUGAGUAAUAGACCAGGUAAUUCUGAAACUGUCUCCUUUUGAUAACUCAGGUGUCAUAAUUUCUGGACAUAUAUUAAAACCAGCUCAAAAGUUGACACGGUGUGUCUAGGUACAUCUGCUUUUGACAAGCUAAGCUGCACCUUGACCUGUCAAAGUAGCCACAAAGUCAUUCUCUCUCUCGCUGAAACAAACUUUAUUAGAUUUCUGUCCAAAGAAAGACUGGUGAGGAUGAAACAAUUUUUGAAAAGAAAAAUAAGGCUACCUUCCCCUUUUAUAAACAGCUAGAUAUCAAGAAUAAACUUUGCAUGCAUGAUGGAUGUUGGGUACUGAAGAAUCCAGGACAUAGAAAGAAAUCCAUGACGCCAACCUGGUGUUCCUACGAGUUGUGCAUCCAUACAGCCCCAAACUCGCUGCUACCCUGCCCCACCCCCAUCCAGGUAAGCUGUAGUGACACCAGUGUCAGGAAGACAGCUCCACCCCACCCCACCCUUAACUUCUGCUUGGUCCAGUAAAAAGAGAGAAAGCAGAGACAGAGCUUCACAGAAAGGCUCCUAAUUAGAGGGGUAGGAAAAGAAGCAUCUAAGGACAGAAUAAUAGAGAUUUUGGAUGUAAGUUGGAGAGAGGGUGGGUGGAAGAAAGGGGAAGAGAGGGAGAUCAAGUGUAUCAAAGGCAGUAGAGAGGUCAAGGAGAAUGAGGGCCAAGCAACUGAUUUCAUGGAGGAAGACCCACCAGAAAUGAGCUGCUGUUCUCAUUAGGUGUCAGGGACCGUGCUGAGGAGGGCUGCACUGCGGUUGAAUGGUGGGAGACGUCCCCUCCCCCUCCCCCUGCUCCUGAGCAGGAUCCUGAAUCUUCCCAGGAGCAGUGGGACAGUAUAGAUUUGGAACAGUGGUUUGCAGAGGGACAUAGUUCAGAAGGCAGAAGUUGGGAAGAACUGGGUGGUGAACAUCUAGGAGAAGAAGAACUGGGAGAGAGAGAGUUAGCAGACUCACUUUCGCUGGAAAGCGUCCAUCCGCUCAGCCCAAGGUCAAGGAGAGCAGAUAAGGUGGCAGCACAGAAAGCACAGUGGUUGCGAGAUCAGGUUGCAAGAUGCGGAAGUGACGUGGGUGACAAUGGAGGAAGUGGGUGAAAUCCUUAAUUGGGAGCACCUUCAUUCUUAGGAAUGGUUUCUUGGUUCUCUCGCUGUGAUCAUUAAAAUCUCUAACUGGUAAGAGGCUCCUUUUGCUUUGUUCUGUUUAUCUACUGCCAAAGGGGGGUGGGGAGGAAGCUGAGUUCCUAAAGCCUGACAUUAGGCCUGAAACUCUGCCAAUGUGGAGAUUGAGUUUUUGCUAAUAAAGAGUUAACUCCAACUGUGGACUGUGUGAUUACUGAUUGGCAUGCUCUGUGACACCAAUUAGCAGUGUCUCUCCAAGGUUUCGGACAAUGAACAUUUUCAGCCCUGCCAGGAGAUGCUAGGGACCUUCUGCAUGCAAAGCACUCAGCCCUUGCCCAGUUUUGUGAAGACUCUCUGUCAUCCAGAUGUCUGGAAGGGAGGCACUAAUGAUCUGCCCCAGCAAAAGCGAACUUUUAAAAUGCUCUCUGUGUUUGGUUAUUGUAUUUGCAGAGAGCUAUGCAGCCUCGUGAAAUGGCCUCAAUAGUUCACCUUAGCUGCAACGUGCAUUUCCGAAACCAAAGCAUAUAACUAAUUCAAUAGGAAGCAAAUGGGACUGAAGAAGUUUUAAGAAGCAAGUUAUAUACUGUUACAAAAGAUAUAUUCAGCCGCUUGGCCACAGAAGUCAAUAAAGCUAUGAUGAAUUACAGCAGCUGAAGGUCUAACCUGUAUAGCUUUAUGUACUUUAGCUGUGGUAUUUGAAAUAUGCCCUUUACAUACUUGGGGUUUAUUGAAAAAUACACAAUAAUUUUCAUAACCGCGGCUUGUAAUUCUUAGGAUUUUCAUUGGACUUCUUGUUCCAGGAUUUUGUUUGAAAUGUAUUUAUUUUUCAUCCCUGAGGGUCAUGCUGGGAAAGUUAAAAGAAAAACAAGGCACCAUUUGGCAGAUAUUAUUCUUCGGUGCUGCAAAGCUUUUUGGUGGGUAAAAAGCAAUUAGAAAGUUGCACCUGAAUUCAGUUUUUGCUACACACAUUUGCUAUACACAUAAUGAGCAACAUGUAAAGAAUAGGAAUGUUUCUUCAACAAUUAAUUCUUAAUUGCUGGUUCACACAUGCAUGGUCAUCAUAUAUUGAUUCUAAUAUCAAAAAAUGUCAUAGUAUGGCUGGUCUGUCACAGUUGGAACAGUCAUAGCACCUGACACCACCCCAAACUUUUCAACUGAGUCAAUUCACACCUCCAACUGCAAGGCUGAAAUUACACAUGACCCGAGCUAUAGAAUCAUGGAGGAGACCUUGGAAGCCACCCAGCCCAAUGUAGGAUCUGCUAUGUAAGCCUUCCUCAACCUCAUGCCCUACAGAUGGUUUAGACUACAAUUCCAGUCAUCCCUACCCAUAGGGAUGUAAUGAUUCUUCAACAUGAACUUCGUUGGGACUGGUCAUGUGGUGUGGAUGCCUGAUUAUUGUCUUCCAAGGCAACUAUUCCAAACUUAAAACUGGAAAGUGUAAUGCUGAUGGUCAACAAAAGAGGUUUAAAGACUCUCAGGGCAAAUCUAAAGAAAUGUAGUAUAAACACCAACAACUGGGAAACACUGGUCUGUGAGCGCUCCAAUUGGAGAACAGCCUUUACCAAAGGUGCCAUGGACUUUGAAGACACUCGAACGCAGGACAAAAGAGAGAAAUGUGCUAAGAGAAAGGCACACUUGGUAAACCCUCACCGUGAUCAACUUGCACCCGGAAACCUCUGUCCCCACUGUGGAAGGACGUGUGGAUCCAGAAUUGGCCUCCACAGUCACUUACGGACUCACUGCUGAAACUGUGUUCAUGGAAGAUAACCUCACUUGGCCACGAGUGAUCACCAAAGAAGAGGAACCCAUAGGCUAUGCUGGCUAGGGCUGAUGGGAAUUGUAGUCCAAAACAUAUGAAAGAGACCAGGCCAAAGAUUGUUGAGCUAUAGUAUUCCUGACUGACAACCACCCAGCUUCUUGCUUAAACACCUUCAAUGGAGGAGAGCUUGCCACCUCCCAAGGGAGUCUGACUGUCCCUCCUUCUUCUCAAAAAGCUGUCCUUGACUAUGAUUCAUAGAUGCCAACUGAACGGGCCCAUGUCCCAAUAAAAUAUUUGGACGACCACCCCCUAAUAUUGAGAACAAUCAGGGGGCAGAAAAGGCUGAGUGUGGAGCUGCAUGUGGUGUGGUUUCAGUAGCUGUUGGCUCCUCCUCAUCCCGAGGGAAAGGAAGGGGGAAGCAGCCCCAGGCCAGUGGCAGUGGUAGGAAGAAGAGGAGGAGGCUAACCGCCAGAGAAGAGGAUCCAGCAGCUAUUGCAGCCAUGCUGCUGCUGUCUUCGGCUCCACCCCUUGGCUCCUCCCAGCAUCCCAUCAUGAAUGAGUCAUUGCCCCCCCAUCUUCUGCUCAAGUUGGCACCUCUGCUAUGAAUGCCUUGCUGCACAUUACGGUGCCUGGAUCAGGGCCAUAGUGUGCGCUACUGCCGUUAAAGUGACCAGACUAGGCAUUUUCAGCUUACCACCAUCGCAACAACUUUUCGCUAAGAAAGAAGAAUAAAUCAGUUCUCAGGCUGGAGGGGAAGUGACCCUCUCACUAUAGUCGUGACUACCCACCCAUCACGUUUUAGGACAUGAGAACUGCAAAAGACAGAUUUGCAAAAUAUAUUUCCUAGGGUUUCCAUGUUUCAAAAAGGAAAAUCAGAACACCCCAGAAGUUUUUUUAAGGAAGACCCCAAUUUUUCCCCUGGAAAACCAGAAGAAAUCGAAACAUGAUUUUUUGAUUGACUUGCCUAAGAUCCAGGACAAAGCACCACAUUUUGGAAAUUCCCCCCAGACAUCAAUUACACCUUUGAAAUUCCGGUAAUGUCUGGGAAAAUCCGGACGUAUGGCAGCCCUACAUUUCCUACAGUGUUCAACGCUAAAGAUACUUCGGAAAGGAAGAGACUGAAUCCAUUUGCAGCUUGAUGAACUCUGUUGUCACCUUGUGGCAAGCUCUGCUUCAGCAUGGAGAGCUUCAUCUUGACACAACAUCUAGACACAUUACAUCUUGGAAGACGGGGAGGAAACCCCACCGUUUUAUCAGCUUCAUGCUGAUAUGGUUAUUUAGCAGAGGUUUCAGACAUAUUUAAAAUGAUGCAUUUACUGCCCUUGACAUGGGAUAAGUUGCGACUGCUAUGGAACCUGAUGCAAGAAAUGUUUAAAGAGUAUGUCAGCAGUGGUUGGCAGGAUACCAUCAGCAGUCUUGCUAAAAGAUGAGCUGCAAAAGACUGAUUUUUCAAAUAGGGUUUACUUCCCCCCCCAAAAUUUUUUUGUUGGUUUUCACAAUAUUAUAAACAAACAAACAAACAAACACACAAACACACAAGACAAACAAACAUAACAAACAUAAAUCAUAGCCUUAUUGAAAAUUACAGUUAUUAACUUUGUUAAGUGACUUCCUCGCUUCCCCUUGGUUGAAUUUCAUUGCAUGUCCUUUUAACGGUUUUCCAAAUCCCAAUUUUUAUGAAAUUUAACUUAAACAUUAACAUCCUUAAAUCUUCACCUUAUAUAAUUAAACCUAUUAAUUCAUCACUUAACAUAAAGAAAAUCCUAAGCCUAUUAAGUAUCUGCAAGCUAUUUCCGGUUAAUUUAACUUAACAAAUAUAACUAAAUAAUCAUUAAAUUUAUUCCAUUCUUCCUGAUAUUCCUCCUCCUUCUGGUCGCAGACUCAUCCGGUUAGGUCGGCUAGCUCCGAAAAAUCCAUCAUCUUCAUCUGCCAUUCUUUCCAAAUAGGGUUUACUUAUUCAUUAGGCUGAUCAAAUCAGGCUUUUCCUGAGCCGUCUAGUUAGUAAAUGCAAAAUGGCUAAGGGAUACACAUUUUAAGUUGCAUAGUACACACAGAGCCUAGGACUUGCUGAUCAGAAGGUCGGUGGUUUGAAUCCCCGUGACCGGGUGAGCUCCCAUUGCUCUGCCCCAGCUCCUGCCAACCUAGCAGUUCGAAAGCACGUCAAAGUGCAAGUAGAUAAAUAGGUACCGUUCUGGCGGGAAGGUAAACGGCGUUUCCGUGCACUGCUCUGGUUCUCCAGAAGCAGCUUAGUCAUGCUGGCCACAUGACCUGGAAGCUGUACGCCGACUCCCUCGGCCAAUAAAGUGAGAUAAGUGCUGCAACCCCAGUGUCGGCCACGACUGGACCUAAUGGUUAGUGGUCCCUUUACCUUUACCUUUAGUACACACAAGGUGAAUGACACAUGACUUUAGUUUGCUUGCUUCUUUAUUUAUUUAUGGUUUCCCACCCUGCCCCCCCCCCAAAGCAUGCAAACAAAAUAAUAAACUAGCAUUAGGAUGUCAAAAGAACAGGAAAGUUAUAACAAUUUCCUAUUUACAGAUGUAACUGAAAUCUCAUCAGUUUCUGCAUACGGCUCCUUCAUCAGCUAGAGGUAAAAAGUUAAAAGACCCCUGACUAUGGGGUUGUGGAGCUUAUCUCGCUUUUCAGGCUGAGGGAACCAGUGUUUGUCUACAGACAGCUUUUUGGGUCAUGUGGUUAGCGUGACUUAAUCACUUCUGGUGCAACGGAACAACGUGACUAAAGCCAGAGCACAUGGAAACACCGUUUACCUUCCCGCUGGAGCGGUACCUAUUUAUCUACUUGCACUGGUGUGCUUUCGAACUGCUAGGUUGGCAGGAGCUGGGACAGAGCAAAGAGCUGUCACCCUGUCGUGGGGAUUCAAACCGCCAACCUUCCAAUCAGAAAGCCCCAGAGGCUUAAUGGUUUGAACCACAGCGCCACCCACGUCCCUUUACCUCAGCUACAAGCCUAUUAUCUGUGUCUCUCUUUGUUCUCUACCAUGACUAGUGUGGCUAAAUAUUUAAAGGCAAAGGCAAAUUUUUAGGAAUUUAAAGAGAUGGAAGAGAAAUUCAUACCUCCAGAAAUCUGACCAUGCAGACUUAAACACAGCUAUGUCUCUUAAUUUUAUGUCUCUAAUUAAGUAAUGUGUUCUAAAAUGCAUAUAUUAUGGGACAACAACAUAGAAAAUGCACUAUAUUAAAGGAAAAUAUUUGCAUAUUAUGCAGAAUUACCUGUACAAAUCAAAUGUGUGUAUUAGAAAUGCACACUAAAAUGCUGGCAGAUUUUCAGCAAGAAAUUUGCUAUAUAUAUAAAUCACAAACUGUUAUGGAAUACAGCAAACUAAAGUUGAGGAUGGAAAAAUGAGAAACUGAAGGAAACCAGCUUUGACAGAUUCAUGCAUCCCUACAGAUUACAAAAUAAUAAUAAUAAUAACAUGAAGCCAUGUACAUUUUGAGCUGUAUUCAGCUCUUCUCUUCUGGGAUAAUAUGAAAAGUAAGCAAUAGCAAAAGAAGAAUAAAAAGGGAAAUUAUACAUUACAAAAGCUUUUCCUCUCAAAUUGUCCACAUUAGAGAUUUUCUAGCAGGCAAUGAAAGCCCCCCAAACAUUCUACCAGAGCAACAUUAUAUUUGCACAAGUGCAUGGCGAGUUCCCACCUCCCCAUCAGAAAUAAAGACACAAGACACCAAUAUUUUAGGUUAAUGGGCGAAAAUAGGCCACAACUUUAUUGAUUACAGGAAUUGAGUGGUAUUGGCUUAGGCAUUGGUCCUAUCAACUAACCGGCUUCAGCCUGAUUGCUUGAAGACCGGCAAGGGUUAACCACCAGUAGGGGGAGUCCUGCUGAUGCACAUCAACUAGGAGCUCCCCCGGGGUCACCGCUCGGGGGCGUUCCUUUAGGCCCUCACCUCCAUAGGCUUCGGACAGGGUGACGCCCCCUGGAAUCCUUUACCGGACUACCCUUCGAUAUGGGGGAAGGUGAUGGCGCUUCCUCCCCCCUCUCAUCUGCAUAACAAUACCCUCACCAAUGCCUAACCGCCAAUGCUGAGGAAGUUGUGACGAUUUGCUACGAGGUAGGCGAAAAACCAAAUGGCUGGUGCCAAUUUGCCAAGUGGAAAAAAUUCCUACCAGGCCCCUUAAUGGCGACCAACCGAAGUCCAUAGCAAUGUCAGAGAGCCAAACCUAAAGGGUGGGAGGGUAGGAAACCGGGGCAGCUGGAGUGAAGAAAGAGGGAAAUCCUCGACUGCGCCAGCCCUAAAUAGUGUGGGCCACGCCUCCCAGGCCAGCUGAUUGGCUGGCAAAGGAGAUGACGCGUCCGAGGAUUCCCCCAGUCUCGCAGGGGCUAUUAGCCAGCCCCCGCGCACGUGGGGAGGGCGUGAAGCCCACAACCCCACCUCCUCUCCAGCUCAGAAGUGGCUUUAACACAAACACCAGCCUUAAGAUAAACAGAAUGUGUUUGGUGAAAUUUCCUAACUUUAAGUAGGAAUGUUAAAAUGCAGAACUGACAGCCAAAGUGGUUUUAAAUAAUUAACAGUGCAAUGCUAAACAUAUUUACACAGAAGCAAGACCUAGUGCAUUCAAUCUGACUUCUUUCUGAGUAGACAUGCAGAGAAUUGUGUUGUAAAUCACUUUUCUUUCUCAAACAAAAGAGAGAACUUUGCCUGGAAAAUGGGUAUUCAUUCCCAAUCGAGCUAAUGAUGUAGUUGAGAAAGGGUGUUCCAUUAACAGCUUCCCAGCAGACCAAUCUUUCUCUGUCUCUCUCUCUCACUUUCAAUAACACAAUUUUUUGUUGAAUAAUUCUUAGGACUGCUUAGAAGUAAUUGUGGUGGAUGAAUGAACACACUAAAUGGAAACUGCAUCACUUGUGCGCAAUGAUUCAAGCUAUCCUAGAAUGGGUGCAUCUUAAGAAGAGCUGCAGGGAAAUGCUUCCGUGAUAAGAGUGAAUAGCAAAGGUAAUAACAUGAUGAAAUGCUGUACCUUGGAGGGGAAUUAUUCAAUUUAAGCCUUUACAUAGAAUAUUCCGGGUGCCCAUCUGAAUGACAUAAGCUGUGCUGCCUUGUGUUAUCAGGAGAUAAUGCGGUUGUGACAAUUUGCUCAGUGGCGAGAAUCCAUUGCCUGGUUCCCAUAGGCAAAAUGGCGUGCCGAGAUGAUCUCCCAGUGUUUAGGAAAGCAACGUGUACAGAAUUAACUUUGGCUCUUGGGUUUCUGCAGAUGGAAGAGUAAACUGCAAGUGCUUGACAGAGCACUGUCUAGACCUGCGUUUUUACCAGCAGUGUUAUUAGCUGACAUUCAGGCAUAUUCCUGAAAAUACAGUGGUGCCUCGCAAGACGAAAUUAAUCCGUUCCGCGAGUGUCUUCGUCUAGCGGUUUUUUCGUCUUGCGAAGCAACCCUAUUAGCGGCUUAGCGGAUUAGCGCUAUUAGCGGUUUAGCGGCUAUUAACGGCUUAGCGGCUUAGCGGCUUAGCUGCUAAAAGGCUAUUAGCGGCUUAGCGGCUUAGAAAAAGGGGGGAAAGUGAAAAAAAUCUCAAGACUCGCAAGACAUUUUCGUCUUGCGAAGCAAGCCCAUAGGGAAAUUCGUCCUGCGAAGCAACUCAAAAACGGAAAACCCUUUCGUCUAGCGGGUUUUCCGUCUUGCGAGGCAUUCGUCUUGCGGGGCACCACUGUAAUUGUUCUGCCAUAAAAGCCAACUUCCUUUUUUUUUUUUAAUCCCUCAAUGGCUGCUUAAAAUACCUAGAAUUAAAAAUGUAAUAGCUGACCAGAUUCUCCUUCUUCAGGUUGUCAGACUAAUAACACUACCAGUAAUAGCUCGGGUUUAUAUUUCAGAAAUUGAAACCCUAACUUUACUACAGUGGUAGCUCGCAAGACAAAUGCCUCGCAAGACAAAAAACUCGCUAGACGAAAGGUUUUUUUUGUUUUUUGAGCUGCUUUGCAAGACGAUUUUCCCUAUGGGCUUGCUUCGCAAGACAGAAACAUCUUGCAAGUUUGUUUCCUUUUUCUUAACACCGUUAAUACAGUUGCGACUUGACUUCGAGGAGCAACUCAUAGAACGCGGUGUGGUAGCCUUUUUUGAGGUUUUUAAAGACUUUGGUGAUUUUUGAAGCUUUUCCAAAACUUUCCCGACACCGAAAAAAAUCUCAAGACGACAAAACUUGCGGAACGAAUUAAUUUCGUCUUGCGAGGCACCACUGUACUCCAGGCGCUUGCUCCCAAAGUCAUCCCUAACAAUCCCAUCCAAAAUGAUGACCAGUGAGUUUGUAUUCUCCAUAUACUGAAACCCAAAGACAAGAUACAGUGGUACCUCGGGUUACAGAUGCUGCAGUUUAAAGAUGCUUCAGGUUAUAGACUCCGCUAACCCAGAAAUAAUACCUCGGAUUAAGAACUUUGCUUCAGGAUGAGAACAGAAAUCGUGCUCUGGUGGUGUGGCAGCAGCAGGAGGCCCCUUUAGCUAAAGUGGUGCUUCAGGUUAAGAACAGACCUCCAGGUUAAGAACAGACCUCCAGAACGAAUUAAGUACUUAACCCAAGGUACCACUGUAUACCCAUUCUCCUCCAGUUAAGUACAGUACAUGUGCACCAUUGGUCAAAUAAUCAGUGAUAGUGAUGCUCAGCAAUCUCAAGGAGGAAGGCGUAGGUCCAUUGUCAAACAGUUACAUAAUGCUAUGACAUAUCAUAUAAAUUAAUUCGUGCAGCCCAGCCCUUAAUGACUCAACAUGUUAUAAAUAUUUUUGCAAUGCCGGAUAUAACAUUGCUACAUGGGCAGCCCAGCUGCCUAGACAACCACUUUAAAUGCGUCACAAGGGAAUGCUGUUCUAUUGAGAUAUCGUUCUCAGAUGCUCUUCAAGCUGUGGCUCAUACAGCACUUGUCCUAUCUUGGGAUAUGCUGAAGCCUAAUGGAUUAAUUUAAGACGGGGAUAAAGUAGGAUGACAAAUGGAGCCAGUGAACCACAAUCUUUCACUCAUGGAGGCAUGAUCUUGGCUUGCCCUGAGUUUGGGAAGAGAUGUGUGGAGGAACAGUUUUUCCAACCCCUCCAACAAACAUAUCUCUCUAACAUGCUUAGCAUUUAACCUAGUAGAGCAUUGUGGAAUUUUUAAAGGGCUUCUAGAAAGACUGGGGGCUCAUUCAUUCCUUCAUAUUAUUUAGUGGAUCUGAAACUAUUCUUUAGCAAACACUUUUGGCAAUUCUGAAGGCUGUCUUUUUGUUUCAAUGGGUUUGCCUGUUUCUUUGGCUCCUCCUUUACUGUCACUUGGCCAAAUCGAUGUCAUCUGAUAGGCUGAACAGAUUAUGACCCUUGAUUGGGUGAGAGCCCCCGUGUGACUAAUUUAGGGAGGAGAAGCAGAGGGCAAUAUACAAGCCGUAUUGGCUGUGGCUUUUGCACACACACACACACACACACACACACACGCAAUAGAUUUGGAACUGCUUAGUUAAAUGUUUCCACUUCCGCCUUUCUUUAUAACACAGUUGGGAUUUCAAAUGAAUGUUGUGAGCAUAUCUGACAGUUUUAAGAACAUUCUAGAUGGAAUAAUUCUAAGGAGUGUGCAAUUCACUUGUUUUUCAUAUAUCGUGAAUAAAGUAUCAUAUACUUACUAUCUAUCUAUCUAUCUAUCUAUCUAUCUAUCUAUCUAUCUAUCUAUCUAUCUAUCUAUCUAUCUAUCUAUCUAUCUAUCUAUCUAUCUAUCUAUCUAUCUAUCUAUCUAUCUAUCUAUCUAUCAUCUAUCAUCUAUAUCUAUCUAUCAUCUAUCUAUCUAUCUAUCUAUCUAUCUAUAUCUAUCUAUCUAUCUAUCAUCUAUCAUCUAUCUAUCUAGCUAUCUAUCUAGCUAUCUUCUAGGGCUACUUGUGUGAAGUGGCUUUUGUACACUUCUGCCUUAUCUGAGAGCUGGUUCUCCAUGAAACUGGAGAACUGCAAGCACAGUUGUUCUUAGCAGGAUAAUGAUGAUUUAUUCGAUUUGUGCAUCGCCUACACAGAAGCCUCUAGGCGACAUACAAAUAAGAAAUAUGAUUUAAAAUACACAAAUACAAUUACAUCUCAUAUAAAAACAUCAAUGACCCACCCAUCCAUUACACAAAACAAUAGAUUGGGGGAGGGAAUGCUUCCCCGUACUAGAAACAACAAUAGCAACCAAGAUAAAACUGUCAUUGAGAGGGAGAUGUUAGCUGUAGACUCUAAAAUCCUUCCCCCUGUGAAAACUGAAAAUUACUAACACAAACACACACACACUUGUAUGGGGUGGGGGUGGGGACUGUCUCUGCAUAACGCUGAAAGGAUUGUACAGAAGAUACCAAGUAAAUUUCCCUGGGGGAGAGUGUUGCAUAGGCAGGGAGCCACCCCUUUUUCUUGUUGACACAUUUCACAUUUGUGACAGAGGAGGCACUGUGAGAAGGGCUCUGUAGAUGAUCUUAAGGCCUGGGUAGUCAAGUAAUACUUACAAUGAAUUAUGCAUUUUAUGGAUUGUUUAAUAUAUUUAUAGUGUAACCUGCCCUGGGGUCAUAAAAUACAAAUGGUGGAAUUUAAGCAUAAUAAUAAUAAUAAUAAUAAUAAUAAUAAUAAUAAACAAUAAUUGAUUUUCAUUCAGGUAAAGUAAAGGGACCCCUGACCAUUAGGUCCAGUCAUGACCGACUCUGGGGUUGUGAUGCUCAUCUCACUUUAUUGGCCGAGGGAACUGGCGUACAGCUUCUGGGUCAUGUUGCCAACAUGACUAAGUCACUUCUGGUGAACCAGAGCAGCACACGGAAACGCCGUUUACCUUCCCACCGGAGCGGUACCUAUUUAUCUAUUUGCACUUUGACGUGCUUUCGAACUGCUAGGUUGGCAGGAGCUGGGACUGAGCAACAGGAGCUCAUCCCGUCGCGGGGAUUUGAACUGCUGACCUUCUGAUCGGGCAAGUCCUAGGCUCUGUGGUUUAACCCACAGUGCCACCCGCAUAGUGGGGUCCAAAUCCUAUAAUGUUUUAUAGGUUACAGACAACACUUUGCAUUGGGCCUGAAAACACACUGGCAGCCAGUGAAAACACCUGCCAUAAUAUGUUCAAAAUUCAGGGUCCCAUGAGUAAAAAUGCUGCCAUUUGGAGCAGCCUGGUGGACUUAAUUCAACUCAUACGUUGGAUGUUGCCCAUCCCUGCACUGUAGAAUGCAUUGACUCUCCAUAGUGACUUUAGAUAUUAUCUUAUAUCUAAAUGGGAAUCAAUGCAGGAAUCCAAAAGCCGCAGGCUCCCAUGCCAAGAUACGCUGGCAAAUUAAAAUAGCUGAACGGAAAUGGAUGGACCUAAGAGUUAUUGGUCUGCUUAAUAUGCUCAUCUCUCUAAUGACCUCAACAAAUAUAAUGGAUCUAGGAUCUGAUAUGUUUUUGCCGCUUGUCUCUUUAGAUUUAAUAGUCAGUUGAUCAGGAAAAGAAUAGAGAGAAUGCACGAUGAAAGUCAAUCAAAGCUAAUCAAACAGCCUUUAAAAAAUCUAUUCAGUUGCUUCUUUUGAAACUUCCUAGCUGCUGCCGCUGCUGCCAAGGAAGCAGAACAUAGCCAAGACAUCAUAAACACGGCUUUAUUCACAUCCAUCUCAUGAAGACCUAGCCAACUCCUGUUGCAACCAGGAGCUGAAUGGGUGUUCUGCUUGAGCAGUAGGACUGCCAGCUCAGAAUCACCACACACUUUGCAGGUCUGCUUAACAUGUUAUGAAUUUUCUUCAUGGAAAGUGCUGCUGUGUAGCACCUGUCAAAUGUAUGAAGAAGUGCUUAUCAGAUACCAGGAUGACACUGGCUACUAUAAUGGAAAAGGCUCUACACCAUGCUCCCUGUGAUCUAACCACAAUAAACAGCAUAAUGUAGAACAAGCCUCUUCCAAAUCAUUUUAUGAUGGAGACUCAACUCCAGGCCCUAUGAGAUAGUACUCCUUAUCCAAACCAUUUCAAUAUAGUCUGUGGUACAGAGUGGUCACUGAAAUUUCCUUGAAUGGUAGGCAGCCUGCACUGGGGGAAGUGAGACCCACAUUCAUGUCAGUGGUUUGGUCCUAUCUUCCAGUGGUUAUUAUGUUCCUAUAGGGUAGCGCUGUGGUCUAAACCACUGAGCCUCUUGGGCUUUUGAUUGUAAGGCUGGCAGUUCAAAUCUGUGUGAUGGGGUGAGCUCCCAUUGCUCUGUCCCAGCUCCUGCCAACCUAGCAGUUCGAAAGCAUACCAACGCAAGUAGAUAAAUAGGUACAACUGCAGCGGAAAGGUAAAUGGCGUUUCCAUGCACUCUGGCACUUGUCAUGGUGUCCCAUUGCAGCAGAAGUGGUUUCGUCAUUCUGGCCACAUGACUCAUAAAAGCUGUCUGCAGACAAAUGCUAGAUCCCUUGGCCUGAAAGCAGAGAUGAGCACCGCACCCCAUAGUCAAUUUCAACUGGACUUAACUGUCCAGGGAUCCUUUACCUCUACCUAUUAUGUUCCUAUCUGCUCAAAGAUUGGUUACAGAACAGCAUGGUACCCAUGGCAAUUGUGUUCUGAGAUGAAGCUGAGCUCUACAUUUAAAUGCUGGGAUUCUUGUUAGGAAUUUGCAGGGAGAUGGUAUCAAUCAAUAUGAGAUCUAGUGCCAGCAGUGGUUUGAGUGUUGGCUCAGAAGCAAAGGCCUGGGUUUUGAUUGCCUUGCGGUGGAGUUUAUGUAUAGUGCUUAAUGUGGCUGGUUGGUUUAUUGGCAUUUAGUGUGGGCAGGUAAGAGGUUUCGAUAACGACCAGCAGUCUGAGGCGUGUUGGGUAGACCUGACUCCACUAACCAACCCCUAUCGUUGACUGGCUGAGGAAGGGGAUGCUUGGCGCGAUGAUCUUGGAGCCUGUCAGGUGCCAGCUGAUGAUCACUGAGUACCAGGUUGGGGCUGGGGCUGGGGCUGGGGCUGGCACCUGUCAGGUCAAACACCUAGGGCUUCCUUUAUGAGAAAAUGGUUUUGCCUCCCUUCACAAUAGCUUGGAUGAAGGAGGCACAAGAUUUUGUUUGGCUUGGCACAUGUUGUCUUCAUUAUAUUUUCAUAAAUAUGUCCUUUUACCAUAGCCAUGUUCAGAGUCUUUAUCCUGGGUAUGGGGCAAAUCAAAGCUACCGAGCAGCAAUUUUGAUGGUUAAAAAUGAAUAAAUAAAAAGGGUGUAUUAUGUUCUGUUUCAAAGGGGCCAAGUAUUGGUGGUGGGAGGAACUUUGUGAUAGCUGCCUGGAAAGACAGACCAUAUAGAAAAAUAAAAGAAAAUGAUCCAGGAAACUCAUAUGUGACUUAGGGGUGGCAUCAACAAGGCAGGUUGGUUUAACCAAGCAGCUAUCCUGAACUAUUAUAUGUAAUUGGAGUCUCACCAUUUGGGAUUAGGAUUGCAGCAAGCACAGUAAUUUCUCAAAUGACUAUAUCUCUAUAUAUUUUUCAAAAAAUUGAUGGCAUAAAUAAUGGGGGGACGACGUAUUGGCUUCAAAUAAGCAUAUGUUACUGAGCACAAAAGCUUUAAUCAGGAAAUGAUGGAUAACCAUAUUUAAGCAGAGUAUUAGCCUAAUGACGUAUGAAAGUGUAGUGUAGUUAAGUUAUAUUCAAAUUUAUUCUUUUAAAAGUCCUUGCUUUUUCAAGUCACGAUCACUUCAUCCUUGUCCCCAUGGAUUAGUUCUCACUGUUAAACUAGCAUUUGGCUUGCUCCAUUUGAGACUGCAGGUGGGAGAUGACAUAUUUGAAUCUGAGUCACCAAGUGCAGGCUGAAGUGGUUCAGUCAUAUAACCAUAAAACUAGGCAUAUAGGAGUUAGUAAUCUGGUUUGGAUGUCUUCCAUUAGAUGCAUAGAUUCUGAAUCAUUAGUCUUAUCCACAAGCACUGAUAUUUUCCGUUAUAUAUGAAAUAACCUAAGUUCUGAACUUUGAGUUAGCAUUUUAUCAAGAUCCGCAUGAGCUAUUUAAGGGUAUUAAUAACACCCAGUUUACUAUACAGUGGUACCUCGGGUUACGAACUUAAUUCGUUCUGGAGGUCCGUUCUUAACCUGAAACUGUUCUUAACCUGAGGUUCUGCUUUAGCUAAUGGGGCCUCCUGCUGCCACCGCCACACGAUUUCUAUUCUCAUCCUGAAGCAAAGUUCUUAACCCGAGGUACUAUUUCUGGGUUAGCGGAGUCUGUAACCUAAAGUGUCUGUAACCUGAAGCAUCUGUAACCCGAGGUACCACUGUAAACCCUUAUAGCUUGUUCCCAAACUGAAGAUAAUGCCAAUUAUAGAAAUCAGAGUGUAUUUUGUCUUGAUCCAAGUGAAGUAUGACCCAUUUAAGAGUAGAAGUAUCUACAUAAUUUGCAUAUCAAAACUGUGCUAUGUAUUCUUCAGUUUAAACGCUGGGUAGAAACUAGCAAUUUCAUUGGGGUGGCACACUGUCCCCUAUAACUAAGAUUGUGUGAAUUUUGCACAAUUUCUUUUUUCCUCUCUUUCAGGUCAGCUUGUUUCUUCUCUCUUUCUGGAUUAGUCAUAUGGGUCACAGAUCAUUCAGUGGACAUGAUGACAUCACAGCACCAUUGGGUAGUGAGAGGUUGGCUGUAGAACAUUUUGCUUCAGAUGACUCAAGGAAAUGGUUCAUAAAAGCUGUUCAUAAAAUACAAUUCCAUAAAAGCUGUUCUUAAAAUAUGACCCC